Oikopleura dioica is the source of this 540-nucleotide messenger RNA. Lineage: Eukaryota; Metazoa; Chordata; Appendicularia; Copelata; Oikopleuridae. The record is from the annotation of a GenBank genome assembly.
AUGUCUCGUGGCGUCACUGUAGGAGCAGCGAUGAUGACUGGGCUGGCAGCGCGCGUGUUGUACGGUGGCCAUGAAGUGGGAAAUAUGCUCAAGGAAGACUUCCUUUCGGGAGAAUUCGAGCGUGUGCACCCUGAUGGGCCCGCUAAGGAUCAAAUCCGCCAAAUGCUCGCUCAGAAAUACGCGCAAAACUACAAGCACAACAAUCCGAAUAUGCCGCAUUUGAUUGUCCAAACGAGUCCAGGAGCAGCUCAAUCGAGCAAUGCUCCCUCGCACUCGCCCGCGCAACCGAUUGGAAGAAGCAAGGACGACAAUCAAUAUCGCUCUUAUUCUGAUUUGAAGGCUGAGGCCGAGUACAAUGACUACGGCAUUGGCUCGCCAAAGAAGACGGACAAAAUUCAAGAAACAGAAACUUCACAGAAUUAUGUUUUCGAAGAAACGCCAGUAUCUAACCCUGUUGUAGAAACUCCACCUCCUCCAGCGCCAAAACCGGAGGCUCCAAGGAAAGUCCAGCAACAGUUUAUUUUUUUAAUCAUUUUAUGA